GCGGAAACACGUGACUUUGACACCUCGGAAUUGAAUCGCCAAGCCGCUUCGCUUCCUUUGAUGUGAAACGGUUCGGAAACUAUUUUUCCACUCUGACAUUGUAACACACACACACACACACACACACACACACACACACACAUAUACACACACAUAUACACACACAUACAGCAGCCGGUAUGACCUCCUCCUGCAUGGACAGCACCUGUUCUUGUUAAAUUGAAUCUGAAUGUCUAGCGCCAUGUUGUUGUUCACCUCAUUAGCUUAUCUCUCUGUAAUAUGCGCUGGCCCGACGCGCGGGGAUUCAAGCUUUACGCAACUGGACGGCGCACCUCCUUCUAAAAUCGCUGUUGUUGGCGCUGGAAUCGGCGGAACCGCGACAGCGCAUUUCCUGCGGCAGCAUUUUGGACCGGAAGUGCGCAUUGACGUGUUCGAGAAGCAGGAGGUCGGUGGUCGCUUGGCAACCGUCACCGUUAACAACCAAGCCUACGAAACUGGCGGCUCCAUCAUCCAUUCCCUCAACUUGCACAUGCAAGACUUUAUGAAACAGCUGGGGCUGAAAUAUCGAAAGAGUGUGGCAGGCAAGAUGGCUGUGUCGAAUGGUAAGGAGCUCGUUCUGGAAGAGACCGACUGGUACUUGCUCGACCUGUUCCGCCUGUGGUGGCGUUACGGCAUCAGCUUUAUCCGGAUGCAAAUGUGGGUGGAGGAGAUCAUGGAGAAGUUCAUGAGAAUCUAUAAAUACCAGGCUCACGGCUACGCAUUCAGUACAGUGGAUGAGUUGCUAAAUUCGCUGGGCGGGUCAGGAUUUCUCAACAUGACCCGUCGCUCUCUGUCCGAGUCGCUGUUGGAGUUGGGUGUGUCUCAGCGGUUCAUUGAUGAAGUCGUGGCUCCAAUCAUGUGGGUCAACUACGGCCAGAAUGUCAGUAUGCCAGCCUUUGUCGGUGCUGUUUCACUGGCUGGUGCACAAGCCAAUCUGUGGGCAGUGGAAGGAGGGAAUAAAUUAGUUUGUUCUGAACUUCUAAAACUGGCAAAGGCCAACCUGAUCCGUUCACAAGUUACCACCGUUUCCCUUCAGCCAGCAGGUGAAUCCUACCAGUACAAGCUCGAUUACACUACUCAAGCUGGGAUUGCAUCAGAUAUCUACGACAUAGUUAUCAUAGCCAGUCCUCUCCAGCAAAAUGUCAACUCAGGAAUCUCUUUCCUAGGCUUCGAACCCCAGCUAGCAGAGAUGACCGGGUCUUACCACACAAUGGUGGCCUCUGUUGUCCAUGGUUAUCUCAACUGCACUUACUUUGGCUUCCCUGACCCCAAGCUUUUCCCCUUCACCAGUGUGCUGACCACAGAAAUGGCUGAUCUCUUUUUCAACAGCGUCUCUAGCAUCUGCCCCGUCAACAUCAGCACCGUCUUUCGUCGCAAACAGCCACACGAGGCCGGCGUCUACAAAGUCUUCUCCCCUAAACCACUGGAAAAGGAUGAGCUAAAGACCCUUUUUAAGUCUUACUACUCUGUGCAGGUCACUGAUUGGAAGGCAUACCCUCGUUACGGAAGCUCUCAGGAGAUGCCACCUAUGAUCCUGCAUGACGGACUUUAUUACCUCAAUGGAAUUGAAUGGGCAGCGAGUGCCAUGGAGAUGAGCUCUGUGGCUGCUAAGAACAUUGCGCUUCUGGCUUACCAUCGCUGGACCAGGCAGCUUGAGAUGAUUGACCAGCAGGACCUCAUGCACAAGAUCAAGACGGAACUGUGAUGCUUUAUGACCAACAACAGUUUUCUGUAAAAAAAAAACAAACAAACAAAAUAUUUUUCAUUAAAAAAUCUAGCCAGCACUAGCUGAAGACUAUUGUGUUCUGAAUCUGAAAUUGAGCGCUUUGCUUUGGAGGACAUGGCCUUUUCCACAUCUGCUACAAAAUUUCCAGUCAUUGUUUUGAUAAAAUGGUUACUGCUGAAUUAAAAAAAAAAAAAAAAUUAACGAGAGCUAAAGUGGUUUGGGAUUUUUUUUUUAUUAUUAUCUGAUUUUGUUUUUUUCAAUCUUAAAUGUGUGGUUUGCUUGCGUAAUUAGUUAGUUGGAAUAAAGAUCUGCUGUUCUCAACCAAA
This is a messenger RNA of Ictalurus punctatus (channel catfish), 2091 nucleotides long. RefSeq names its product prenylcysteine oxidase-like. The transcript has 6 exons. Lineage: Eukaryota; Metazoa; Chordata; Actinopteri; Siluriformes; Ictaluridae. Gene Ontology annotation, molecular function: prenylcysteine oxidase activity. The record is from RefSeq and is a predicted model, not a curated record. The coding region runs from base 230 to 1744 and encodes 504 amino acids. Gene Ontology annotation, biological process: prenylated protein catabolic process; prenylcysteine catabolic process.